AUGUUUAAAGGAAGAAUAGGAGGCAAAGCUCAGCUUGGAUAUGUUGAAACUGAUCCUUCCGGUCGAUAUGGACGUUUUAAAGAUGUCCUUGGCAAAGGAGCUAUGAAGAUCAACUUCAACGGCUCUAUUCAGAAAACCUUCAAUUUCAUCACUGAAUUGUUCACUUCUGGAACUCUAAGAGAGUAUAGAAAGAAAUAUCCUCGUGUAGAUAUCAGAGCAAUAAAGAAUUGGGCUCGUCAAAUUCUAAGUGGUUUGGAGUAUUUACACAGCCAUGAUCCACCUGUAAUACAUAGAGACCUAAAAUGUGACAAUAUCUUUGUCAAUGGCCAUAUGGGAAAGGUCAAGAUUGGUGAUUUAGGCCUUGCAGCAAUUCUUCGUGGUUCUCAACAUGCACAUAGUGUCAUAGGUACACCUGAAUUUAUGGCACCAGAAUUGUAUGAAGAGGAAUACAAUGAAUUGGUAGACAUAUACUCAUUUGGCAUGUGCAUGAUUGAGUUAUUCACUUCAGAAUUUCCAUAUAGUGAAUGCACCAACCCUGCUCAAAUAUACAAAAAAGUUACCUCAGGGAAGCUACCAGAGGCAUUUUACAAGAUUCAAGAUAUAGAAGCCCAAAAGUUUGUUGGGAAGUGUUUGGCAAAUGUCUCAGAAAGAUUGUCAGCAAAAGAGCUUUUGUUGGAUCCAUUUUUGGCUACGGCCCAACAUGAGUCACCAUUGCUUAGUCCAACUUCAAUUCAAAAAAGCAAUUUCAAUGCAAUAAUUGCCAAACAGGAACUUUUAUUUAAUGAUCAAAGAAAGAACACAUUCAUGACAAUCACAGGGAGUAUGAAUGAAAAGGAUGAUACUGUUUUUCUUAAAGUCAAAAUUUCUAACAAAGAAGGGCACACAAGAAACAUAUACUUCCCAUAUGACACCAUGAAGGACACUGCAAUUGAAGUUGCAAAUGAAAUGGUAAAAGAACUAGAAAUUAUUGACUUGGAACCAUUGGAGAUUGCUGAUAUGAUUGAAGAAGAGAUUUCAACUAUAGUUCCAACAUGGAGGGACUGUAACAAUUCUAAGUAUGCAAAACAACAUAGUUUUAACUAUGGUGAAGAAGAUGAUAAUCAUCAUCCUUUCUUCUCGCCGCCUUCUCGAUCUUCUUCUCAUGUUUCUCUCCCUAUGUUUUGUGCUUCCUUCAAUAACCAUGCAAGCCUUUGUGGGAACCAUUAUUCUCUUGCUCAAGAUUGGUUACAAGAUGAUCAUCAAUUUAUGAAUGAUGAUGCAAGCUCAGAAACCUCAAUGAACUCCUUCAAGUGUUUCAAUUUCCAUUGUGACGAUUCAUGCAACGAAGACGAAGACGAUUCAACUCUCAUAGUAGGAGAAGAAUCCUUUUGUUGCACUCCAAAAAGUAACAACAAAUGGACAAGAUUUUGUCCUCCAAAAGAGAUGGUGGAAGCUGGUAUCACCAAACAGUUAUGCAACAUGAAAAUGAAUUCUCAAACUCACAAUCAUAGGAAUCAUCAUGGAACAAAGAACAGAUGCAAGAGACUAACAAGGAUUAAUUCAUGUGUUGAUGUGAGGAGGCAACAAUUGCAACGAUCUUUGAUGGAAGAGAUGCAAAAGAGAAGGAUGUUCAACACGGUUGAUGCUAUUGAGAAUGUUGGGUUUCAAAAUCCAGAAGGAUAUGGAUGUUUCUCAUGUUGA
This is a messenger RNA of Vicia faba (fava bean), 1680 nucleotides long. The record is from the annotation of a GenBank genome assembly. NCBI's taxonomy places the organism in Eukaryota, Viridiplantae, Streptophyta, Magnoliopsida, Fabales, Fabaceae.